CACCUUCCCUUCACAGGCCCCCCUUCCGCUCCCCCUCCCCUCCUCUGUAACUUCGUCUUUCACCUUCCCAUCUCCUCUCCCCAUCAAAACCGCACCGGGAGGAGCGAAAGCAGACUGCCAUCCAUGGACGCCUACGAGGCCACCAAGGUUGUGUUCGCGCGGGUGCAGGCGCUGCACCCGGACCUCGCCUCCAAGAUCAUGGGCAUGCUCCUCAUCCAGGACAAGAGCGAGGAGGACAUGAUCCGCCUCGCCUUCGGCCCCGAGCACCUGCUCCACGCCGUCGUCGCCAGGGCACGCGCCGACCUCGCCGCCGCCCACCACAGCAAGCCCUCCUCUCCGCCCACCGCGUCCUGGGGCGCAGGGAUGUCAGCGGAGGACGCGCCUUUCCCCGGCGUCGAUCAGGCGAGGUACGAAGGCGGCGGGGAAGGGUUUUACCCGCCGGAGGAGUUCGGGUGCUGGUCCCCGGCGAGCGGCGGACAGCACCGCCGGAGCUUCUCGCUGAGCGACGCCGAGGCGGCGGCCGGCGGGUGGAAGCCGUGCAUGUACUACGCGCGCGGGUUCUGCAAGAACGGCUCCUCCUGCCGGUUUGUCCACGUCCUGCCUGACCACGUCACCGAGCAGGACACGGAAGUCUGGACGGCGGCCAUGCGGUCGGAGCUCAUGUCGCCCGCCUUCCCCUUCUCGCCGUCGCCCAGAGGCCUCAACUUCCUGCUCCAGCAGCAGCAGCAGCAGAGCGACUCCCAGAGGGCGGCGGCGGCGGCCAUGCUUCUCGGCGGUGGAGGCGGCGACGACAUGCACAAGUUCUCCGUGCGGUCGCCUCGGAUGGACCGCGGCGGCGACCUCGCCUCCAGCCCCGCCGCGCGGCAGAUCUACCUGACAUUCCCGGCCGACUCCACCUUCAGCGAGGAGGACGUGUCCUCCUACUUCAGUUACUACGGGCCGGUGCAGGACGUGCGCAUCCCGUACCAGCAGAAGCGCAUGUUCGGCUUCGUCACGUUCGUGUACGCGGAGACGGUGAGGCUCAUCCUCGCCAAGGGGAACCCGCAUUUCGUCUGCGACGCGCGCGUCCUCGUCAAGCCCUACAAGGAAAAGGGCAAGGUCCCCGACAGGUUCAGGAAGUUCCAGGCUCCGCACCAUGGCGACUUCGCCGGAUGCACGACGCCCACCGGGCUGCUCGAUUCCAGGGACCCCUUCGACCUUCAGUCGCCGCAGAUCGGGCCGAGGAUGAUGUUCGGCAACAUUGGCAGCCACGAGGCGUUCCUGCGGAGGAAGCUGGAGGAGCAGCAGCAGGCGGCGGAGCUGCAGCAGGCCAUCGACCUGCAGAGCCGCCGCUUCAUGGGGCUGCAGAUUCUCGACCUCAAGAGGGGCCACCACCAUCUCGGCUCCACUGUCGCCCCGCCGUUGGCUCUCCGGCAGACCGAUGGCAUCGGCAACGGCAAUGCCAUUCAUCUGGAGGAUGCUGCAAUCCAAGCAGAUCACAAGAUGAGCAGUGCCAUGAUGAUGACAUCUGCUCCUGCUGCUAUUUGUGCCACCAUUGCCACAGAAGGCAAGCAGGAGGAGGAGGGCGACGGGAGUGCCAACCAAGGGGUCAACUCCGGGGAAGAUGAGAAGAGGGAACGUGGUCCUCCUGGAGCAGCAGCGGCCAGUGCUAAUGGAUUCCAAGAAAGCGGCGUGGAGGAGCACAACCUGCCUGAUAGCCCCUUUGCAUCUCCCACAAAGACAAAGGAUGCUGCUGCUUCUUCUUCCUCUGCAGAACCAGCCCUCGCUGGCAGCAUCAUGAACAACAACGGCAGCCCUCAUCUGGUGGCCUCGUCUCUGUUUACACCAACUGCCCUUGAGCUGCCCCCUUACAAAUCCUGCUUCUUCCAAGUGCCCAGGUUCUCUCCUGGCCAUGGUGCCAUCGGGCUGUGAAUAUUAAGCAGAAAACAGGGGUCUCCUUUCCUCUUAAGCAGACGAAGCCAUGAGCACCCCAUGAAGUGAGUGAAUGGAAGGUAAAAGGCUCUAACAAAUAAUAGAAGUGAUCCCGAGAGAGGAGCAGGGACACCACCAACAACAACAGCAACAGAAGAAAGGAAAGAAAAAUCUAGGUUGUUUUAGCUCUAGCCAGCCUUAAUUAAGUCAGUCAGUCAGUCAGUAUAUGAUAGUAGUAGUAUAAAUAAUACCCCUCCUUAGUAGUCAGCUGCUCCAAGAAGUAGUAGUAAUCCAGAAGAAGAAGAAGAAAACUGUGUGUGUGUCUGUCUAUCUUCAUGCAUCAUUUUGUAUGCUGUGCUCUGUAAUUUCAUGGAUGGAUCUCAGAAUGGCGAUGAUAGUAGUGGUAAACUGAACCAGUC
Molecule: messenger RNA, 2330 nt
Organism: Triticum dicoccoides
Lineage: Eukaryota; Viridiplantae; Streptophyta; Magnoliopsida; Poales; Poaceae
Product: zinc finger CCCH domain-containing protein 22-like
Exons: 9
Coding region: 124-1911 (595 amino acids)
Molecular function (GO): RNA binding; metal ion binding
Source: RefSeq, a predicted model, not a curated record